Messenger RNA from Xiphophorus hellerii (green swordtail), 1575 nucleotides. RefSeq lists its product as uncharacterized. Bases 428 to 1243 code for a protein of 271 amino acids. The record is from RefSeq and is a predicted model, not a curated record. NCBI's taxonomy places the organism in Eukaryota, Metazoa, Chordata, Actinopteri, Cyprinodontiformes, Poeciliidae. The transcript has 2 exons.
CUUUGCACAUGCAAAUUUGCAUACAGCCUUUUGUGCUGUGGAGUAUAAAUAAGGGACUGCUUCACCUAUUUAGUUCACAAGAAACAAAAUGCAGACGAGGUGCACCACUCAGAAGGCAUUGGAACUGAUUCAGAGCAGUGCCAGCCCUUGGGAUUCAGAUGGAGAAGACAUAGACCUUCAACCGGAUUCGGACUCUGAGCUGUCUUCAGAUGAGGAGACUCUCCCUCCACCACAAAAGAGAGCUCGUUUGGGGAGUGAGCCGUCACAGACCGCGAAAGAUGGCACAGUGUGGCGUGAAGAAGAAGUGGGGACACAUCUCGAUUUCACUCCAAUAGAACCGUACGCCACAGAUGGAGAGCCAAGCGCUGAGGCCAGAUGAAGUAUCCAGAGUCGCCUUCAGAGCUUCCUCUGUUUUAUCACUCUUGACAUGCUUCGUAGCAUUCAAGAAUGGACAACUCAACAUGCACGUCACACGGAGCAGCAGGAUUGGUUCAUGGAUCUCCCGGAACUAAUGGCAUUUAUUUCCGUCGUCAUCUUGCGGGGGGUGAACAAGGUUCCAUCACUAUGUGACAGCUGGUCAGCAAACCUGGGAAACCCAAGGAUCAUUGCAACUAUGGCCCGAAGCCGCUUCCAAAACAUCAUGCGACACCUACGCUUUGAUGACAUGCUUACACGCAGUGAGCGAGCGGAGACCGAUAAGUUUGCUGCAAUCUCCGAUGUUUGGGGAUCGUUUGUCACUAACUGCAUCGCAUCCUACAACCCUGGUCGACACAUCACUAUUGAUGCACAGCUUUAUCCAUCAAAGGCUCGCUGCUGUUUCCUGCAAUACAUUGCAACAAAACCGGACAAGUUUGGCAUCAAGUUUUGGGUGGCUUGCGACUUGAAAUCACAGUACAUCUGUAAUGCCUUCCCAUAUCUUGGCAAGGACCCCAGUCGUCCCAGCGGGGAGAGACUGUCCGAGACUGUAGUGAUGAGGCUGAUGGAACCGUUCAUGGACAAGGGCAGAACUGUAACCACGGACAAUUUCUUUACAUCACUGUCACUUGCACAACGACUGCUUAGCCGGAAAACCACUAUCCUCGGCACAGUCAACGAGAGAAGCCGGGAAAUUCCUCAGUCCGCUAGACAGAUGGAUCGCACUGAAUUCACCACUCAGGUGUUUUCAACCACUGGUGCCACGCUGACAGUGUAUGCGCCCAAAAGGAAGAAGGCCGUUUACGUUCUCAGCAGCAUGCACAUGUAGCGUAGCUGACUCUGCGUUGUGUCUUGUAGAAGAGUGACCACAGCCAGACCACAGCUGAUUGGAAAUCACUUUUAAUGAUCCUGCAUUCAAAUGGCAGAAAAUAGUACUCAAGAACAGGCUUUUCUUUUCACAGUGUUCCACAGCGCCUUCUCCCACGGAAUCCGAACAGAAAGAGCGUGUGACUUGUGUAAAGUAACACAUUUACCUUGCAAAAUAAAAACAAUUGCAACACUAAUUAAUAACUAAGCCCAAACAUGGACAUAAUAAUCUUAAACAGUACAUGAAUAAGAAAAGAAAUAAUUAAACAGAAUAAUUAAACCAAAUAAUCCCAC